CCGCAGUUGCCGUUUUGUUGUCAGUUCGUGCGCUCGCGCUUCGGUCCGCCGUUCGCGUUGUCGGGAAAAAUUAAUUUGAAGAUGUAAUGCGCUGAGGAUAUCUAUCAACUCCACCCAAGCAACAUAACCAAAGAAGCUCCUCGAGCGGCGCCUGUAAACCAAAGACUAAGUGCCUAGAGCAUAAAGAGGUUGCCCUUUACAACCUCCAAGUGAGACAAAGCCCAUAUAAGGACAAGCAAUGACUGCCAAUAGCCUGCUGGGACGCUCCAUACUCAAUGAAGGACGUUCCAACAAACGUUCGUUAGUCUCACUGAUUGUCGGCCUGGUCGUUGGCUUCUGCCUGGCCGAGCUGUUUGUCUACUCAUCCACGCCGGAACGUGGCGAGUUUGUGCCCUACGAUGGCCAUCGGCACGGCGAUGUCAACGACGCCCACCACAGUCACGACAUGCUCGAGCUGUCCGGCCCCGAACAGGAUGUCGGCACGCACGAGCACUCAAACGAGAACACAAGCAUUGCCGAGAAACUGCAUAGCGAAGUGCGCAUUCUCUGCUGGAUUAUGACGAAUCCCUCCAAUCACAAGAAGAAGGCGCGCCACGUGAAACGCACCUGGGGCAAGCGAUGUAAUAAGCUGAUCUUCAUGAGCUCAGCCAAGGAUGAGGAACUGGACUCUGUGGCCCUGCCCAUAGGCGAGGGGCGCAACAAUCUGUGGGGCAAAACGAAAGAGGCCUUCAAAUAUAUCUACGAGCACCAUAUCAACGAUGCGGACUGGUUCCUCAAGGCUGACGACGAUACCUACACGAUCGUCGAGAAUCUACGCUAUAUGCUAUAUCCCUAUAGCCCAGGUUCGGACUACGCCAUAUCAUUUCACUAUGUCUCGCCCAAUCAAAUGUAUGUCCUGGACUAUUUGAUAUACCAUUUGCGACCAUAUGGCAUAGUUUAUAGGCCAGAUGUAUUGCCCAAUAAGUUGACGGUGGGCGAACUGAUGCCAGCGCCCAAAGAGCCAAGUGCUAUCGAAGGAGCCAAACCGUCAGAGGAGUCGAUGACCGAAUCGGAGAAGGAAGCGCAAUGAUUCCAGCUCCCUGUUUUGCCAUGUAUAUAGAACUUGUGUAAAUAUCGUUCGUUCGACUAAGAUCUAACUCAGUUAAACAUACUUUGCCAUUUCCAUAUGUUGUCUAUUGUAUUAGCUUAAUUCGCUUUAUGAAAAAUGCUCUUGAGUUGUA
Messenger RNA from Drosophila navojoa, 1220 nucleotides. It is a transcript of the gene C1GalTA, whose product is annotated as Glycoprotein-N-acetylgalactosamine 3-beta-galactosyltransferase 1. Gene Ontology annotation, molecular function: N-acetylgalactosaminide beta-1,3-galactosyltransferase activity. Gene Ontology annotation, cellular component: membrane. The record is from RefSeq and is a predicted model, not a curated record. NCBI's taxonomy places the organism in Eukaryota, Metazoa, Arthropoda, Insecta, Diptera, Drosophilidae.